This is a messenger RNA of Colletotrichum scovillei, 2082 nucleotides long. RefSeq lists its product as uncharacterized. The transcript has 2 exons. Bases 1 to 2082 code for a protein of 693 amino acids. Lineage: Eukaryota; Fungi; Ascomycota; Sordariomycetes; Glomerellales; Glomerellaceae. The record is from RefSeq and is a predicted model, not a curated record.
AUGUCAUUUUCAGAUGAUCGGCUCUGUCGCAACUGCACCACGCUAAAUCUUCAGGCAGUCUUCGACCCGGCUCGUUUUGACGGUCUUCCGGCCAUUGGCUCGGCUCAGAGCAUAAUCCCAAGCUGCCCGUUCUGUGACUUGGUCUUCUCCAUCGGCUUCAACCUCAACCGCUACCCGAUGGCCGAGAAGGAGAAGAUCCUGUUAGCGAUCCCCGCCAAUCUGCUCUACAAUUUUGCUGAGAAGGCGAAGCUUGGGGGUGGCGGGGAACGUCCAGACUUCAACUCCGUACUCCUUCUCGUCAUGAAUCCCUCACACUACAAGACAGCAUCCGCUCAGUACUUUGGCAAUGCCAGUGCUGGUGGCGGCUUGACGGCGUGGAUCCGCUUCGCCCAUCGAGAGGCGCCAGGAAGUCUGGUCUCUCUUGCAUCCACCGCUAUCUUGGAGCCCACUCAACCUCUCCUGGACCUUCCGAUGCAAGCUAGAGUCUUGCGCGAGGAGAGAAUCGACUACGGCCUCGUUCGAUCAUGGAUACACCUAUGCGAGCAUCAGCACGACGCAUGUCGUACCAGCCCAGACUGGCAGACUCUCCCUCACUUCAAGCUCAUAGACUGUGAAACCCGUCAAAUCAUCAACACGGACCCAAACACUAGGUAUCGCUACGUAGCGUUGAGCUACGUCUGGGGAGUCGCGCCUCCAGACAAGUACACAUACCCCUAUCUGCCGGACGACCUUCCGCCAGUCAUCCAAGACGCCAUGAGGGCCACCAUCAAGCUCGGCUUCCGCUACAUCUGGAUUGACAGAUACUGCAUCUGGCAAGACGACUCGACUCACAAGAUGAGCCAGGUGGAGAGGAUGGACCAGAUCUACGGCGAUGCAGAACUCAGCAUCAUCGCCAUUGGCGCCAAGGAUCCGAGCUACGGGCUGCCGGGCUUGUCUCUCGGCCGAACGCAGCACGCUCCAAUCACCAAAACAAUCGGCGACCAAAAGAUUGUCACAAACUUCAGCCACCAGUGGCAGUUGGACCAGAUCUCGAGGUCAAAGUGGUCCACGCGGGGUUGGACGUUCCAAGAGACGUGUCUGUCCAGGAGAAGACUCUACUUCUCCAACUACGAGGUCUCCUUCGAAUGCCAUGACAUGAUGUGCUUUGAACACCUUACGCGUCCUCUUGCUUUGCAGGGGAACCUGGAACACCACGAGCGGCCCGAAUGGACUCUCCUCAAUACACCAGACGGCGUCUGGGCUAUACUUCAGAAGUACUGCGAUCGCCAGCUGACCUACUCGAGCGACAGGCUCGCGGCUAUAUCUGGAGUGUUGAAGAAGUGGUCACGAGUCAAUCCAGGGUGCCUUUCGUACUGGGGCAUCCCGAUAGUCGCCUCCGGCUGGCCGGUAGUAGACGCCACUGCUUCGAGACGCGCCUUUCUCGCUGGACUCCAAUGGGAGAUUCGGUCUGAAGGAAAGAACUAUGCCAGGUUGGCAGGUUUUCCCAGCUGGUCGUGGGUAUCCCAGAACGGGAGGACGUUGUUUGGUCACCAAGGCCACUUCCAUCUGAGGCCUCCCAAGUUAGUGGAACUUACAGAAAACUUUGACGCAGAGGUUUGGGUGGAAACACCUCAGGGAAACAUGGUUGAAUGGGCCGACUUCUUUGAGACUGGUGGUCUCGAUUCGUCAAUCACGCAAUGUACCAGAUAUCUUCACAUCGAAUGCUGGUCAUUUCAGACCGGGCCCCUCUGCUAUCGGAAGAUCAAACGGCGUUCAGGCACCUCGCACGACGACUUGUUCUAUCUUCCAACAACACGCAAACCCUCUGAUGGAAAAGGAGAGUUUGUUAUCAAGUUCACCCCAGACUUCGGAUACGAAGAUACCUUCCUCGACCGAAAACUUACGGCAAUAUGCUUCUCGCCUCUGGAGCACGCAACGUGCGCUAUAGUUCUUGAGUCUAUCCCUGGCCUCACGGUGAGAAUAGGGUUACUGGCAUUUAUGAGGAUCGAAGAUUUGGGUUCACACGAAUCGCAAAGUCCUGAGAAUCUGCCUUUUUCUGGCCUUCCAUUCGUUCCGCAGAGGCGUCGUUUCCGGUUGGGAUAA